AUGCAGUUGCGUCUGAGGUUCUAAUUAUAAUUGGGAUAAGAACCUCGCCUCGGUCGAUGCACGUAGAUUCUUUCAUUUAGUACAUUUUCUUCGACAACGGGCAUCAGGCCACAGGUAUUGUUUGUUUAGAAAUAAUUGAUUUCGCGUGACUGUACCGUCUGUCUAGACUGAUUUUCUCGUCUCUAACACUAACAUUGUAUAUUGCCAUGUUUGUUUCAGGAGAAACAAAAAGGAACGCGAACUCUGUGCUGGCCUUACCAGCGUUUUUCAGGGAUGAAUUGAUUUUUAUUUCGAACUAUCACUAACGACCCUGAAGCUGCCCAAUAUUCAGAUAAGCGACGAACAUUCUUGGACGUGGAGAAGGUAAAUUAAACGAUAAUUUCGAUGUCUUAGCAUAUUUUUAGCUUCUGGUCAUAGGAUAGUAUAGUUUAUCCUAAGGAAAGAGAUUUAACAAAAAGGGUGUUAAAACUUGAGCAAUCUCAAAAUUCUUCUUCCCAUUAUAUUGAUCAGUUGUUAGCCUUUAAUCAAAUGCCGUUGGCGAGUGUCCUAGCAUAUGAAUGCAAUAUUGUUUUUUGCUUUCCAGACAAGCGAUCGAUUCGUGGCUUCUUUUUCUGGUCUUUCUUGAGGCUGCAAGACUUUUAGAAGGAAAUGAUUAUUCUUUUAAAAAAAAAAUCAUAUUGAUGACAGUGUUAAUGUUUAAUUCUAGAUUUACACCACAUCUCUUCUUAGUUGUUAAAUUAAUGCAAAUGGCAAUGUUCCCGCAUCGGUACCCAGACACGAUUAAGUUGUAUGUGGUUCCUAACUUGACUAUGUUUCGUUGAGGAUUAAUAAAACUUGAGAUGGUUGUCAAUUUGUUUCUUAUUAAAGAGAGUCAUGAGAAGAACUGAGCAUCAGGGAAAUGAAAUCGGAGUUUAAAGGGAAAGUUACAAUUUGCAUAUCAAAAGUGAAACAGGAAGUUUCGUUUGAAAUGCAAUCCUUUCAUGUCUUUUUAUAUUCCGAGAAUUAAUUCAGAUGGUCCAAAAAGCUUGCCUCCUUUUUUCCGUUAGACGUCAGUUUUAGUUGUCCCGAACCGAAUAAUUGACGUUGUCGAUCAAAUUGCAACGGGACCGAAAUUUUGUAAAGUGUGAAACUCAGCCGACAUCGCUUACUUGAGGACAUUAAAACUGACUUUAAUUUCAUUCGUUUUUUGUUCACUUCAUUUUCAAAACACCACGCACAGUUAGUUUUUUGCUUACGUGGUUUAGGUUUCCACAUAAAUUAUCAAUUCCUUGAAUGUUGCGCAUUUACUUACUUGUUAUCAAAAUUAAGCAAUUACUCAUUCCUCAGACUUGCACAAAGUCCUGCGCAGUCGCGCGUGCCAGUUUGCUCUCGCCGCUCGCCCUAGAGUUUCAAUGUUUCACCGUUUUACUGAUAGAAUUAAUAGAGGUUGACUUGGUCUGAAGUCUAUACUCUUUCCUAGCUACAAUCCUGGACAAACGUCCAUGGGAUAGAGAGGGGCUGGACAUGUGUGAUUUAAAGAAAGCCCCACGUAUGCAAAUGCAUCGCAAGCCAUUUGCCCAUGAUGCGGUAGCUUUCGAUAGCUUGUUAACCAGUGUUAAGGUACCAUGACAAGAGUGUAGAAAAAUUCCGUACUUUACCUACUUAAUCUCCAUCAUCAUUUUGUAAUCAACAUAUUCAGCAGUUGUGCUCUUCAUUUCUUUGACCAAAAUGAGCCAUUAAUUUGAAAACAAUAGUUAUUACUUCGGGGAAAAAUUGGCAUGGGCGAUUUAGUGGCAAGAAACUUUUAACUUCACCAGAAUAUGUUUAAGGUUUCGCAGUGAGAACAAAGGCGAGUUUUAUUUUUUUUUUAUGUUGGUACAAACAACAUUCAUUUCCACUUAGUGAUUCCUUUUCAAUUUUAUUGUCCUAGGAGAGGACUGAUCUUGAGUGACUGGUCAGACGGUCGAGCAGAAGGUGCAACAGUUCGCUAAGAAGAAGGGCCCCGCAGAGAUACUCUGGGGGUUAGGGGUAAGUGUUGUAAAAAACAAAUAUUCUAUUUAGGAUUCACUGGCACUCCUGCGUAAUUUACGUUACUCUUAAUAUACUGUCAUUCUUAUUUUUUAAAUCUGCACAUAUCGUUCUGUGCAGUCACAAUUCAUACAAAGCCGUUGUUGAAAGAUAAUUUUAAAAGGUUAUUUGUUAUUUGAGAACAAAUUCUAACUUAAGGCUUCAGUAAAAAAUAGAACAUAUAACAUUAGUGAAAAUUUGGUCCCUUUUUUGAUUAUAGGGUCUAAAUAAUGUCUUUCAGGUUUACUCUGAUGGCUUCUGCUCCAACAUUAGCUCCAUCAACUAAGGAGACCACUAAUUACGCAAGAUUAUGUCGCCUUUUAGUAGAUGGAGGCACCAAGGCCUUAAGACACCUUUUUGACAGAUUCCACUCCCCAGCAAACCUGUUUAAUGUUUUGAAAGCUGGUUCUGCGGAACAUUCAACUCUGCAGUCCCUUAAAAGGAAGAGAAUCAUCAAUGCUACACAAUGGGGUAAGCUGUAUCCCACUCCUCCUUCAUCUGUAACAUCAGAAGACUUUGACAUCACGCUACUGACGGUGCUACUGAGGAACAUCUGUGGUCUGGCUGCCCCUGCCACAGGCUGGGAUAGUCUGCCACCUGCUUCAGACACCAGCGUUGAGGCUAACAUAGCCAGAGUAAAGUACUAUAGGAACUCGGUCUAUGGGCAUGCCAGCCAGGUGUCUGUGGACAAUCCAACAUUUAAUUCCUUGUGGCAGGGUGUGAGUACCGCACUGGUUGUACUGGGUGUAGACGCAGCUGCUAUCAGGAAACUAAAAACUGAAACUAUGGAUCCAGAUACCGAGAAGCAUUACCGAGAGCUGUUAAAGGAAUGGAAGAAAGACGAAGACACCAUUAAGGACCAAUUUAAUAAAAUGGAAGGUAUUAACUGAUAAAAGUUUUGAAGUGUUUUCUAUUAAUAGUACUCUUUCUGAGGUUUAAUUUACUAAAAUAUUAUAAUAAGGUGUUAGCCGGACUGAAAUGAAAGCUUGGAAUUAGACAAUUACAAAAACACAUUUAAAAACCAUAAACCGACAUAUGUGACCCUCCACAGGAAUUUGAUGCUAAAGGUGAAAGCACGCUCACGACACGCUUGCGCGACACGCUUAGCGUGCCGUAGAUCACGGAUAUGGGCAUAUUAAAUUUAAAAAACAAAGUACGGACACACUUGCCUUUGUUUUGGUAAAUUUAACACGCUAGACCUUUUGUUUUUUUGUACGUUGCCAUAUGUCACGGUAAGUGUGCGAAUUAUAGCACGCUUAGCGUGCAAUUUGGGUAAGACACGCUGAACACGCUUGAUUACUGCUAAGAUGAUAAAAACUGCUAAGAUGAUAAAAUGGCUUGGGUUUUCAGCGGAUUUAGUCAGCAUUGAUAACUGGUCGAAGUGAGUCAAAUAUACCAAUUGAGACUGUUUUGGAAUUUGAUCGUAACCGUAGCCAUUUGAAAAUCACGACUUAAUGGUGGUCUAGCCUGGAAUUAACGCCAGAUCAGUGUAAACCAAUUCCUCCGGCUGUCGGCUGUUGACCGGAAUCGCAAAGAGGCCUGCUAUCGCAUGCGAGGCACUGAAGUUAUGUCGCCUGAAAAUUAUAGUUAUGCCACCGGAAUAUUUAUUAGCCGUAAUGCACAGAGAAAUGAAGUUGAAUAAAUUACUUUAAUAGAUUUCUUUCAGCCAUGCUGAGACGAGUCGAACGAAGGUAAUUAAAUCGGAGAAACAAAAACUGCCUAGAAUUUUCUAUAGGUUGAGGAAGGCUAAACAUUUCUAGAUGACCGUUCCAUGCAGGUACAAUUUUCGAAGCUUAUCUAAUAAAUUCCUUACGAUUUUCUGAAGUUUAAUUUUUUUCAUUUCACUCCCCAAGUUAAGCUAUUUUUCGUAGAGAGUUAAGGAAUACUAAAAUUGUCGGAACCGGAAAUACGAUAAAAUUCUCACUUUCCUAAAACUUUCAAUUGGAAGCUAAAUUGUUCGGGAAAAUAAUGCUGAAGCACUUGUAAUUUCGAAAAGACUGAAGUUGUCCUAGGAUGCUAGGAUACAUUUAGGAGGAAAUCGCCGUCAGGUGCCCCUGACGAACGAAGCGCUAUCAAUCAUAAUUUAUGUGAAGAUAUCUCAUUACGCUAUGCUAAGACGAAUCAAGCGCUGUAAACGUGUACUAUAUCUCGUUCUUCACAAGACGAAAUAAACAAGAAUCUGUAAUCUAAAAACACUGUAGAAUGAGGGAGGAUUGCGGGCGACUUUUCUGUGAAUUUUGGGCGACAAAACUCAUAUUAUCAGGUUUUGGACGACAUAACUUCAAACGACAUCACUUUCGAGCAGCUCGGCCGUCACCCCUUUAGAUCGAGCUCGAUGAAUUAAUUCAAUGACCGAUUUUUAUCGGACAAAUGAUUGCCUUCAAGAAUUUCACUCGGACUACUUUUAAUUUAGUUCUUUUUCUCUUUUCUCAGUGUGUGACUGACAGAGAUUUAAUUCUCGGAUCGAGCUUUAGUACUCUAAACACGCCGUAUUAUCGUGGCAAAAACAAAGAAUCAAACAAAAAAGCACCAUACAAUUUCGGAAUUCUGUAAAAAAAGACAUUUUUUGUUUACUAUUCAAAAAGCGCUAAAACAGUCAUUAAUUAACUGAUGUUUGUCUCCGUUCAGCACGCAUCACUGACGCAUGAAUGUGUUGUUAAUCGUUUCUUGAGUACAAAAACAGUUAAUCAGUUGCGAUGGAGCGUUCACGAAGUGGCACACUGAUGAGUUUAAAUUCGCAAGAUUUUGAAAAUUUGGAAAGCGUCAAAGAACUGUAUUUUGGUGAGCGAGAAACUGAAGAUAAUCAAGAGCGUGCUUUCACCUUUAGCAUUCAAAUCCUAUGGAGGGUCACCAAUAGUUUGUAAAUUGCAUAUAGGGAUGUAUUACUAUUACUAACCUUUAUAAAAUUUUUAUUUUUUUAUACAAUAUCCUUUUAUAGUCCGACAGUUUUGCUUUUUAUAUUGUAGAUUUCAAUUCAAUUUCUUUUAUUUGUAGUAUAUUAUAGUUUUUCAUUUUUUAUAUUGUAGUUUUUAACGGGUGAAGAGCCACUAGGUGGAUACACUGUUAAUUCCUCGCGGAGCGCCGAGCGAAGUGAGUUUAUAAUCUCGUCGCGCGAAGCGCGCGCGCAGUGUGUGAACCGCGCGUGGGUCCUAGCGAGAUACAAAGUCGCAGAUUUCAUCUUUAUUUGUAUAUAUCCGAUAGUGUCCGCCAUGACGUCAUACGGUAGUUGACGUCACGGCGCAUUUUUGUUUCAAGGCAACAUUCGACUGAAAGCAAUUUCAAAUUCCGGUCAAUGACCAAAGCACUCAUGAAGAGCUGUGUUUUCGUCGUCUGCAAAACAGUGUUUACUAUCGGUGAAUCUCAAGCCAUUUCUCAUGCAAACAGAACAGCAAACACAAGAACGCCGAAUUGUCAAUCCUCGCAGGGGAAGAUAUGACACCGAAAAAUCCUCUGGACAUAUGUGCGAACAUCGCGGUAACAUAACACGUUUUGCUCGCAGACGAGUUUGUACCGUAUCGUCCUAGACUGUUGAGCUUCCAUUCUCUACAUGUAAAUGCGAUGAAAUGCAUUUACGUUGGGUUUUCACUGUCCAAACUGCUGUCAUUCUUCUGAAAAAUAUCUUUGAAUUCACGUUUAAUAAGGCUCGAAGGUUUUAAUAAUAAAAUUUCCACGUGGCCUAGUGGUAAAGGUUCGGUCCGGUACAUCGAAGGUCCCGGGUUCGAUUCCAGGCAUAACCUUUUUCUCUUCGCUUCUUUUCUUUUCUUUUCUUUUCUUCUUUUUUUACCUUUUCUUUUCCUUUAGUUUUCAUUUUAUAACAGUUUUGUUAUGUUUUUAUAUAUAGCUUAAAAUUUUUAGAUUUACAAAUUUUCUUCUCUACUUGCCGUUCCCCCCAGUCCUUCGCGAGGUCCUGCGAUUUACGUAUUUCUAGUAAACCAUUAUUAUUAUUAUUAUUAUUAUUAUUAUUAUUAUUAUUAUUACAGGUAAUCACAUGAUUUCGAGUGCAAUUUGGGAUGAAUCAGCUCAAGUAAAUUUUUUAAAGGUUAACCAAAUUGUAAUCAAAUUUUGGGUAAUGGGUUCAUGAUAACCGUCACAAUAUAGGGACAUUCCAUGACCACUUUGCCCACUAUGAGAAAGUUAAUGUUUAGUGAAGUUGGUGCAGUUAGAGUAGUUGGUGUAGUUGCUGUACCUGGUGUAGUUAGUGUAGUUGGUGUAGUAUAUGUAGUUGAUGUAGUAUGUGUAGUUGGUGUAGUUUGUUAGUUUAUGUAGUUGGUGUAGUAUGUGUAGUUGGUGUAGUAUAUGUAGUUGGUGUCGUAUGUGUAGUUGGUGUAGUUGAUGUAGUUGCUGUAGUUAGUGUAGUUUGUGUGAUUACUGUAGUUGGUGUAGUUAGUGUAGUAUGUGUAGUUUGUUGUAGUAUAAGUAGUUGGUGUAGUUACUGUAGUUGGUGUAGUAUGUGUAGUAGGUGUAGUAUAUGUAGUUAGUGUAGUAUGUGUAGUUGGUGUACUAUAUGUAGUUGGUGUAGUAUGUGUAGUUGGUGUAGUUAGUGUAUUUACUGUAGUUGAUGUAGUAUAUGAAGUUGCUGUAGUUGAUGUAGUAAGUGUAGUUGGUGUAGUUGGUGUAGUUAGUGUAUUUAGUGUAGUUCGUGUAGUUACUGUAGUUGGUGUAGUUAGUGUAGUUGGUGUAGUAUAUGUAGUAUGUGUAGUUGGCGUAGUUUGUGUAGUUGUGUAGUUGUUACACAAACCUACACCAAACUACACCACCUACAUCAAACUAAACCGACUACACAACUCUACACCAAACUACACCUACUAAACCAAACUACACCAAAUUACGCCAACUACACAAAACUACACCAAACUACACCAACUUCACCAAACUACACCAACUACACAAAACUACACCAAAGUACACCUACUACACUAAACUACACCAAACUACACCAACUACACAAAACUACACCAACCCACACCAAACUACACCUACUACACUAAACUACACCAAACUACACCAAACUACACCAAACUACAUUAACUACACAAAACUACACCAAACUACACCUACUAAACCAAACUACACCAAAUUACACCAACUACGCAAAACUACACCAACUACACAAAACUACACCAAAGUACACCUACUACACUAAACUACACCAAACUACACCAACUACACAAAACUACACCAACCUACACCAAACUACACCUACUAAACCAAACUACACCAAACUACGCCAACUACACAAAACUACACCAAACUACACCAACUUCACCAAACUACACCAACUACACAAAACUACACCAAACUACACCUACUACACUAAACUACACCAAACUACACCAACUACACAAAACUACACCAACCCACACCAAACUACACCUACUACACUAAACUACACCAAACUACACCAAACUAUACCAACUACACCAAACUACACCAAACUACAUUAACUACACAAAACUACACCAAACUACACCUACUAAACCAAACUACACCAAAUUACACCAACUACACAAAACUACACCAACUACACAAAACUACACCAAAGUACACCUACUACACUAAACUACACCAAACUAUACCAACUACACAAAACUACACCAACCCACACCAAACUACACCUACUACACAAAACUACACCAAACUAUACCAACUACACAAAACUACACCAAACUACAUUAACUACACAAAACUACACCAAACUACACCUACUAAACCAAACUACAGCAAAUUACACCAACUACACCAAACUACACCAAACUACACCAACUACACCAACUACACAAAACUACACCAAACUUUACCUACUAGACAAAACUACACCAACUACAGCUACUACAUCAACCACAGCAACUACAGCUACUGCACCAACUAAAGCUACUGUAGCAACUACACAUACUACAAGUACUACACCAACUACAACUACUACACCAACUACAGCAACUACACUAACUACACCGGCUACAGCAGCUACACUAACUACACCAACUACAGCACCUACACUAAUUACACCAACUACACUAACUACAUAAACUACAGCAACUUCAACACCAGCUACAGUAACUACACCAUCUACAGCAACUACACUAAGUACGCCAACUACAUAUACUACACCAACUACAUAUACUACACCAACUACACAUACUACACCAACUACACGUACUACACCAACUACAGUAACUAAACCAACUACACAUACUACACCAACUACACAUACUACACCAACUACACUAACUACACCAACUACACCUACUACACCAACUACAGUAACUACACCAACUACACUAACUACACCAACUACACAUACUACGCAUACUACACCAACUACAUAUACUACACCAACUACACUAACUACACCAUGUACAGCAACUACAGCAACUACUCUAAUUGCACUAACUUCACCAAACAUUAACUUUCUCAUAGUGGGCAAAGUAGUCAUGGAAUGUCCCUAUAUUCGUGACGGUUAUCAUGAACCCAUUACCUAAUUUUGUGGUCUUAAAAAAAUUUACGACUGCUUAUUUAUCCCAAAUUGUACGAGAAUAACCAUCUGAUUACUUGUUAAUAAUAUACGUGCAAAAAUUUGACUUGCUAUUCCUCUUUUACGUGUCACCGAGCAACCCCUCCUUGUUCCCGCCUACAAAUGACAACCUCGACCAAGGUUGGUCUAGAUUUUGAUAGGUGAAUAUUGACGGACAAAAACCACUAGAAGCUUGAAAUUUGUUUACCGAAAAAUGAAGUCUUUUGUCGUUUUACGUUUUUAACUUUUCAAGUUAUUCCACUGCCGCCACGGAAAGAACUACAACUGCGAUCAAGAUUAUAUUCCUUUGUUAUGUCACUUUGUGAUGGGAAGACUAAUUGAAACCAUGAAAAUAAAUGUUUCUAUGUGGAAACUUCGCUCUUAAGCCAUUACAAAUCGGAGAAAUCAUGUCGAAUAACGAAAUAAUGUAAUUUUUUUAUUUUUACUGGAAAUCGAGUGAGAAAAAAGCCGACGAGAAAACGACCUUAUUUCAAGAUGGAAUCUGCUAUGACUGCGAUAUUGCGUGAUGCUUCUGGAAAAAUGCAUCAUGGGACACUAUUCGAUCCCCUCUGGGUACUAAGGUUAUUAAAUUCAAUUAACAAAUUUCUUUUUUGUGCAGAAACGAAGUCUCGAAAAACUGACAGUAACCCUCCAGAGGUAGAUGUUGCUUUGCUUACAAAUAAAGAACUUCCUAAAACAUCAAAG
Porites lobata is the source of this 9262-nucleotide messenger RNA. The record is from the annotation of a GenBank genome assembly. NCBI's taxonomy places the organism in Eukaryota, Metazoa, Cnidaria, Anthozoa, Scleractinia, Poritidae.